AUGGGGAAAGGACAGGACCAUGGCGCGGAAGGCGACGGAAAGAAGAAAGUUGCAGGAAGCGAAGGAUAUUGUGUUAGAGAUUCUCCACGCCCAUCUCAGCCGCCCACCGGAGCUCCCCUUCUCCAAGAUUCUCCCACGCGCCAUCUCAGGCCGCCCACCGGACGGCAUCUCAGCUCCCCUUCUCCAGAUUCUCCCACGCCCAUCUCAGCCGCCCACCGAGCUCUCAUAAUCCCUAUUCCCUCACGCCCAUCUCAGCCCCCCACCGGAGCUCCCCUUCUCCAGAUUCUCCCACGCCCAUCUCAGCCGCCCACCGAGCUCUCGCCCACCGGAGCUCCCCUUCUCCAGAUUCUCCCACGCCCAUUCAGCCGCCCACCGGAGCUCCCUUCUUCCAGAUUCUCCCACGCCCAUCUCAGCGCCCCGAGCUCUCUAAUCCCUAUUCCCUUCACGCCCAUCUCAGCCGCCCACCGGAAGAGCCCAUCUCAGCCUUCCAGAUUCUCCCACGCCCAUCCCCGCCCACGAGUCCCCCAUUCCCUCACGCCCAUCUCAGCCGCCCACCGGAGCUCCCCUUCUCCAGAUUCUCCCACGCCCAUCUCAGCCGCCCAGGAGCUCCCCUUCUCCAGAUUCUCCCACCGCCGCCCACCGGAGCUCCCCUUCUCCAGAUUCUCCACGCCCCAUCUCAGCCGCCCACCGGAGCUCCCCUUCUCCCAAGAUCUUCCCCUCCCCAUCUCCCCGCCCAUCUCAGCCGCCCACCGGAGCUCCCCUUCUCCAGAUUCUCCCACGCCCAUCUCAGCCGCCCACCGGAGGAGCCCACGCCCAUCUCAGCGCCCACCGGAGCUCCCCUUCUCCAGAUUCUCCCACGCCCAUCUCAGCCGCCCACCGGAGCUCCCCUUCUCCAGAUUCUCCCACGCCCAUCUCAGCCGCCCACCGGAGCUCCCCUUCUCCAGAUUCUCCCACGCCCAUCUCAGCCGCCCACCGGAGCUCCCCUUCUCCAGAUUCUCCCACGCCCAUCUCAGCCGCCACGGAGCUCCCCUCUCCAGAUUCUCCACGCCCAUCUCAGCCGCCACCGAGCUCUCUCCCAGAUUCUCCCACGCCCAUCUCAGCCGCCCACGGAGCUCCCCUUCUCCAGAUUCUCCCACGCCCAUCUCAGCCGCCCACCGGAGCUCCCCUUCUCCAGAUUUCCACGCCCAUCUCAGCCGCCCACCGGAGCUCCCUUCUCCAGAUUCUCCCACGCCCAUCUCAGCCGCCCACCGGAGCUCCCCUUCUCCAGAUUCUCCCACGCCCUCUCAGCCGCCCACCGGAGCUCCCCUUCUCCAGAUUCUCCCACGCCCUCAGCCGCCCCACCGGAGCUCCCCCUCUCCAGAUUCUCCCACGCCCAUCUCAGCCGCCCACCGGAGCUCCCUUCUCCAGAUUCUCCCACGCCCAUCUCAGCCGCCCACCGGAGCUCCCCUUCUCCAGAUUCUCCCACGCCCAUCUCAGCCGCCCACCGGAGCUCCCCUUCUCCAGAUUCUCCCACGCCCAUCUCAGCGCCCACCGGAGCUCCCCUUCUCCAGAUUCUCCCACGCCCAUCUCAGCCGCCCACCGGCUCCCCCUCCAGAUUCUCCCACGCCAUCUCAGCCGCCCACCGGAGCUCCCCUUCUCCAGCCGCCCAUCUCAGCCGGAGCUCCCCUUCUCCAGAUUCUCCCACGCCCAUCUCAGCCGCCCACCGGAGCUCUCCCCCUCCCAUUCUCCCACGCCCAUCUCAGCCGCCCACCGGAGCUCCCCUUCUCCAGAUUCUCCCACGCCCAUCUCAGCCGCCCACCGGAGCUCCCCUUCUCCAGAUUCUCCCACGCCCAUCUCAGCCGCCCACCGGAGCUCCCCUUCUCCAGAUUCUCCCACGCCCAUCUCAGCCGCCCACCGGAGCUCCCCUUCUCCAGAUUUCUCCCACGCCCAUCUCAGCCGCCACCGGAGCUCCCCUUCUCCAGAUUCUCCCACGCCCAUCUCACCGCCCCCGGAGCUCCCCCUUCUCCAGAUUCUCCCACGCCCAUCUCAGCCGCCCACCGGAGAUCUCCCCUUCUCCAGAUUCCACGCCCAUCUCACCGGAGCUCCCCUUCUCCAGAUUCUCCCACGCCCAUCUCAGCCGCCCACCGGAGCUCCCCUUCUCCAGAUUCUCCCACGCCCAUCUCAGCGACUGUUCUUGGGUGA
This is a messenger RNA of Penaeus vannamei (Pacific white shrimp), 2181 nucleotides long. The record is from RefSeq and is a predicted model, not a curated record. Lineage: Eukaryota; Metazoa; Arthropoda; Malacostraca; Decapoda; Penaeidae.